Tetrahymena thermophila SB210 is the source of this 1683-nucleotide messenger RNA. RefSeq names its product RING-H2 zinc finger protein. Gene Ontology annotation, molecular function: zinc ion binding. The transcript is spliced from 2 exons. Lineage: Eukaryota; Ciliophora; Oligohymenophorea; Hymenostomatida; Tetrahymenidae. The record is from RefSeq and is a predicted model, not a curated record.
AUGGAGGAUAAUAUAAAAAGUUAAAUAAGAGCUCCUUUGCUGGAUGUUGAAGCUGAUACGAGCUAGCAAAGAGGAAGAAGGGCAUAUACUUCAAUUGAUUUGCCUUAACAAUAAAAUAUUUAGCAAGGAAUUAAGAAUCCUAAUUAAAUUUUAGAACUGAACUCGAAUGCCAAUAAUCAGGCCUAAGUUAAUUUCAGACACUCUGUAGGUGUGGUGAAUCACGGGGAAGCAAGCUCUGAUGACAAGACAGAUAUUUAAGCACAAUAAAAUAAUUUCUUAAUGGGAAUUUCAAACCAAAAUUAGAAUAAUUCCUUAAAUAUGGGUAAUGAAAAUUUUAAUGAAAAUGAAGAUGAGAUGGAGGAAGAAAACAUAGAUGAAGAAGAAAUCUACGACGAUUCUAAUUACGAAAUGUCUAAGUUAUUCCUCUCAAUAUUUAAUGAUAAUAGAAUCUUUUUAAUAGCUGUUAUUCUUUGUGAUGCAGGUAUGGGAGGUUUAUCUUAAUUAGUUUACAGUAAACGCUGUGAGGAAAUGUCUGAUUUGCAAUAUUGGAAUUUUCAAUGGGGAUUUUAUUUUUUUGCUAAAGCUGUUUAUCAUCUCUUUGUAUUUACCCAGUUUUUUUCAUCAGCAUAUAAACUUGAUAUUUGCUAAAAAUUGGGCGAGUUUCGCUCUCCUGAAGAAAAUGAACUUCGCCAAAUAGAAUAUGAACAGCACUAUACAGAUAGGUAGAGGUCUUAAAUUCGUCGCUCACUAGAGAAGCAAUUCCUUGAUUACUAUUACAAAAGAACUUCUCUAUUAAAGUGGGCAUACUAUAUCAAAUCUUUAGUCACUCUCGCCUAUGUUAUAUAUGGCAUGGUCGUCUUCUUUAGUGGAAAUUACUUCUAAAUUUGGAUAUCGAAUAACUACAACCAACCUUAGUCCCAAUAGUGCGAUUAUGCGCUCACUUGGUGGGUUUAUCUUUCUAUUAUAUUCGUAAUAGCCUGCAAUAGAUAAAUAUUUGACUUGAUUCUCAUCAUUGCCAUAGUUUUGCCUCUAGCGUUGUUCAUUUACUUCCCUUACAUGGUUUACAAAAACUGUAAGAAGAAAAGAAAGAGAAAACAAAUCUUUAAAAACUUUAAGAAUUUGAAAUUUUAGGUUGGAAAAGUUUAAGGGGAUACUGAAUGCACAAUAUGUAGAAUGGAUUAUGUGAUAGAUGAAGAAAUUACUAUCUUACCUUGUAAUGAAUUACAUCACUUCCACAAAGAUUGCAUUAUGUCUUGGCUUAAUGUUAACAUGACAUGUCCUCUCUGCAGACACAAUUUCGCAGAAGAGAGCAGUGAAGAAGAGUAAAACGAAUAAUAAAUUGUUCCAGCUUAAUAAGGCCAAUAUGUUCCACCACUACAAAAUCAAUAACAAGGAUAAAUUAUUUUUUAAAACUAAUAUCAGCAGCAAGGAGUUUAAAACUAAUAUAAUCCUUAGCAAGGAGCUUAAUAGCCAUACUAUUAAAAUAAUGUCCAAUAAAAUAACAUGUAAUAUAAUAAUUAAUAAUACUAAGAUUAAAUGAUUCUGAACUAGCUAAUUGAAAUGGUAGAUUUAUUCAAUGAUGUAGCAGAUCUUUAGAGAUUCUUAUAAUAAAAUAACUACCCACCAGAAUUACAAUAAGUAAUAAUCCAACUAUGGCACCAAAGAUAAGCUGGGAUGAUAUGA